Lathyrus oleraceus (garden pea) is the source of this 1088-nucleotide messenger RNA. RefSeq lists its product as uncharacterized. The record is from RefSeq and is a predicted model, not a curated record. Lineage: Eukaryota; Viridiplantae; Streptophyta; Magnoliopsida; Fabales; Fabaceae. The coding region runs from base 155 to 817 and encodes 220 amino acids. The transcript is spliced from 5 exons.
UAAUAUUCUCUCCAUAAAUUAAAUCAUUCUCUAAUUUCAUAUUUACAUUGAAGAGAGACUAAGAGAGAGUUGGAGAGAAAUCAGCGUGACAUUGGUAGCUGUGAUUGCUUUUGGUCUUAGCUUUUUGGUUCUUUGAGGUAACAAGCUAGUAAGAAUGAGUCAUCAAUUCCGUUUGGUAAACGGGAACGAAGACGGAAGCCCAACUCGUGAUGCAAGAGCUCUAAGAUAUUCGCUGGCCUUUAAUUCUCCUUCUUUGGUAGCUUUCAACAAUCGCACAGAAUCAGCUAGAACUGCUGCAUCAACUCAGGUUGCAGCGAGUACAUCACCAUUUCAAAGAAAUAAUAAUUUCUCGUCUUCUGGAGCAGAUUCAUCGUCUUCUUCUCGAAGUCUAGGUUGGGGGUUUGAUGGUUUUAUCGCUCCACAACCACCACCACCACCACCGCCGCCUUCUUUUGAUCCUUCAACAAAUAUCCGGCUAAACCCUCCUCCGCCGGCUACUGGACCGGAGUUCAUUACUGCUAUAGAAUCUGAUCAGUACGUGCAAACUGAGACAUCAUUGACUAGAUCAAGAAAUCUUCCUCGCGACAAUAUCCACAUUCUCACCUCAACUUCUCAUGAACUUAGGACUCAGAGAAACAGGCUUAGAAAUGAGAUUCUUAGCACCCUACAACAUUUACGCAACGGUGGCUCCGUGCGAAUAGAGGAUUUGUUGAUAUUGGAUCUUUCAAUUGUGUUAAAUGUGCUUGAUUCUCAAGAACAUAUCCACAUGCUAUAUGAGGAAGACUAUAUGGAAGGGGAGAUAAGGAUUAAUUGGUGACACAUAUACCACCUUGAAUGCAUGAAACAAUGGCUGCUAGUGAAGAAUGUUUUUUCCAAUAUGUAAGCAGACAUCUCUGGAAGUGGAUGAAGAUGAUGAUGAAAGUGAUUGAUAAUUGAUUUCAAGUGCUUUGGCUGUUAUUUUCAGUUUAUUCUUUUUCUUUUGUUUGAAGUAUCAAAGGCUUUUUUAUUAUGUAAUUUGAACGAAUUUUUUGAGUUAUGAAAACUCACUUGGACAAUUGAAUGGUUGAAUUUGAAGUUCCUUCAUUUUU